UGUGGCAGCUGAAGUUCGGAAGCAGAUCUCUGGGCAAUAUACUGGUUCUCCCCAACUGCUCAAAAACCUCAACAUAGUUGGCAAUAUAUCUCAUCACACCACAGUGCCCCUCACGGAAGCAGUAGACCCAGUAGAUUUCGAAGAUUACCUCGUCACUCAUCCUUUAGCCGUGGAUUCCGGGCCAUUAAGGGAUUUGAUCGAGUUUCCUCCAGAUGAUAUCGAAGUUGUUUAUCGGCCUCGGGACUGUAGAACCCUUGUUUCAGCUGUACCUGAAGAAAGUGAAAUGGAUCCUCAUGUUAGAGACUGUAUAAGAAGUUACACAGAAGACUGGGCAGUUGUGAUCAGAAAAUAUCAUAAACUGGGGACAGGAUUUAAUCCCAAUACGUUAGAUAAACAGAAAGAAAGGCAAAAAGGUUUGCCAAAACAGGUCUUUGAAUCUGAUGAAGCUCCAGAUGGCGCCAGCUACCAGGACGAUCAAGAUGAUCUUAAGAGACGUUCAAUGUCCAUAGAUGACACUCCCCGGGGGAGCUGGGCCUGCAGCAUCUUCGACUUGAAGAAUUCACUUCCCGAUGCCUUGCUGCCCAACCUACUGGACCGGACUCCCAAUGAGGAAAUAGACCGGCAGAAUGAUGACCAGAGGAAGUCAAACCGCCACAAGGAGCUCUUUGCUUUGCACCCAUCACCAGAUGAGGAGGAAUCCAUAGAGCGGCUUAGCGUUCCUGACGCACCCAAAGAACAUUUUGGUCAAAGACUUCUCGUAAAAUGUUUAUCACUCAAGUUUGAAAUUGAAAUCGAACCCAUUUUUGCAAGUUUGGCUUUAUAUGAUGUCAAGGAGAAGAAAAAGAUUUCAGAAAACUUUUAUUUUGACCUUAAUUCUGAGCAGAUGAAAGGAUUGUUACGUCCCCAUGUGCCCCCUGCUGCCAUAACCACCCUGGCAAGAUCAGCUAUUUUUUCUAUCACUUACCCCUCCCAAGAUGUUUUUCUUGUAAUAAAGCUAGAGAAGGUCCUACAGCAAGGGGAUAUCGGAGAGUGCGCAGAGCCGUAUAUGAUUUUCAAAGAAGCAGAUGCCAGCAAGAAUAAGGAAAAAUUGGAGAAGCUGAAAAGUCAAGCUGACCAGUUUUGCCAGAGACUUGGGAAGUAUCGCAUGCCUUUUGCUUGGACCGCAAUCCACUUAAUGAAUAUUGUUAGCAGCGCUGGAAGUUUGGAAAGAGAUUCGACAGAAGUAGAAAUCAGUACUGGAGGUAAGAGUGUUUUAUAUAAAAUGUUUCUAAAUUUUUCUUUUUUCUCAGAUAGGCUUGUUUUAUUUCUGAAGAUAGAUAUUUCUCCUGCACCUGAAAAUCCCCACUAUUGCCUAACCCCAGAGCUACUUCAAGUGAAGCUUUACCCUGACAGUAGAGUUAGACCUACCAGAGAAAUUUUAGAGUUUCCUGCCAGAGAUGUUUAUGUUCCAAACACUACGUACAGAAAUCUUCUCUACAUUUACCCUCAGAGUCUUAAUUUUGCCAAUCGCCAGGGUUCUGCCCGAAACAUAACAGUGAAGGUCCAGUUUAUGUAUGGAGAGGAUCCCAGCAAUGCCAUGCCGGUAAUCUUUGGUAAAUCUAGCUGUUCAGAAUUUUCAAAGGAAGCGUACACAGCCGUAGUAUAUCACAACAGGUCUCCUGAUUUUCACGAAGAGAUCAAGGUUAAACUCCCUGCUACUCUAACUGACCACCAUCACUUGCUUUUUACUUUUUAUCAUGUUAGUUGUCAACAAAAACAAAAUACUCCUCUGGAAACCCCAGUUGGAUAUACAUGGAUACCGAUGCUUCAGAAUGGACGAUUGAAGACGGGCCAGUUUUGCCUCCCGGUGUCCCUGGAGAAACCCCCCCAGGCUUACUCUGUGCUAUCUCCUGAGGUUCCUCUACCGGGCAUGAAAUGGGUCGAUAAUCACAAAGGUGUUUUUAACGUGGAAGUCGUUGCCGUUUCGUCUAUCCAUACACAAGAUCCUUACCUUGACAAGUUCUUUGCUCUGGUCAACGCUCUGGAUGAACACAUGUUCCCCGUCCGAAUUGGAGACAUGCGAAUCAUGGAAAAUAACUUGGAAAAUGAACUGAAGAGCAGCAUUUCAGCCCUGAGCUCGUCUCAGUUAGAGCCGGUGGUCAGAUUUCUUCAUCUUCUGCUGGAUAAACUGAUCCUGUUAGUUGUCAGACCUCCUGUCAUUGCUGGCCAAAUAGUUAAUCUAGGUCAAGCGUCUUUUGAAGCCAUGGCAUCGAUUAUAAACCGACUUCACAAAAACCUGGAAGGAAGUCACGAUCAGCAUGGCAGAAACAGCCUUCUCUCAUCCUACAUCCAUUACGUUUUUCGCCUGCCAAAUACUUACCCUAAUUCGCCAUCACCAGGUCCUGGGGGUUUGGGAGGAUCAGUGCAUUACGCCACGAUGGCUAGAUCUGCUGUGAGACCUGCAAGCCUUAAUUUAAACCGUUCCCGGAGCCUUAGUAAUAGUAACCCAGACAUAUCUGGGACCCCCACCUCACCUGAUGAUGAAGUUCGCUCAAUCAUUGGCAGUAAGGGUUUAGAUCGCUCCAAUUCCUGGGUUAACACUGGUGGUCCCAAAGCUGCCCCAUGGGGAUCCGACCCCAGCCCAAGUGCAGAACCAACACAGGCUGUGGAUCGGAGUUGUAAUCGCAUGUCUUCGCACACAGAGACGUCAAGUUUCUUGCAAACAUUAACGGGACGCUUACCAACUAAAAAGCUUUUCCACGAGGAGCUGGCUUUGCAGUGGGUCGUCUGCAGCGGCAGCGUUCGGGAGUCAGCGUUGCAACAAGCCUGGUUCUUUUUUGAGUUGAUGGUAAAGAGCAUGGUCCACCAUUUGUAUUUUAAUGAUAAGCUUGAUGCCCCGAGGAAAAGUCGUUUUCCAGAACGUUUCAUGGAUGACAUUAACGCUCUUGUCAGCACAAUUGCUAGUGAUAUAGUUUCACGAUUUCAGAAGGUGUCUUCAAAGCUUUAUUCCUUACCAAAUCCAAGUGUCCUGGUGUCCUUGCGGCUGGAUUUUCUACGAAUCAUCUGCAGCCACGAGCACUACGUCACGCUGAACCUGCCCUGCAGCUCACUCACGCCACCCGCAUCUCCGUCACCUUCAGUUUCCUCUGCAGCUUCUCAGAGUUCUGGAUUUUCCACCAACGUACAAGACCAAAAGAUUGCAAAUAUGUUUGAACUGUCUGUGCCUUUCCGCCAGCAGCAUUAUUUGGCUGGACUUGUGUUAACAGAGUUGGCCAUCAUUUUAGACCCUGAUGCUGAAGGACUGUUUGGAUUGCAUAAGAAAGUCAUCAAUAUGGUACACAAUUUACUGUCCAGUCAUGACUCAGACCCGCGGUACUCUGACCCGCAGACGAAGGCCCGGGUGGCCAUGCUGUAUCUGCCUCUGAUCGGGGUCAUCAUGGAGACGGUGCCUCAGCUACAUGACUUCACAGAAACUCACAAUCAGCGCGGGAGGCCGAUGUGUAUAGCCACGGAUGACUAUGAAAGUGACAGUGGGACUAUGAUAAGCCAGACUGUCGCCAUGGCAAUUGCAGGAACAUCAGUCCCUCAACUCACAAGGCCUGGCAGUUUCCUGCUCACAUCAACGAGUGGCAGGCAGCACUCUGCCUUUUCUGCAGAAUCAAGUCGGAGCCUUCUGAUCUGUUUGCUCUGGGUUCUCAAAAACGCAGAUGAAACAGUUCUACAAAAGUGGUUUAUGGAUCUCUCCGUCCUGCAGCUAAACCGCCUGUUAGACCUGCUUUACCUCUGUGUGUCUUGCUUCGAGUACAAGGGGAAAAAAGUGUUUGAAAGAAUGAAUAGUUUGACCUUUAAGAAAUCUAAAGACAUGAGAGCAAAGCUGGAAGAAGCUAUUCUGGGGAGCAUCGGGGCCCGGCAGGAGAUGGUCCGCAGAAGCCGAGGACAGCUCGAGAGGAGCCCGUCUGGAAGUGCCUUUGGAAGUCAAGAAAAUCUGAGAUGGAGAAAAGAUAUGACUCACUGGCGUCAGAACACAGAGAAGUUUGACAAGUCAAGAGCAGAGAUUGAACAUGAAGCGUUGAUUGACGGAAACCUGGCUACUGAAGCAAACCUGAUCAUUUUGGAUACAUUAGAGAUCGUUGUUCAGACAGUUUCCGUAACAGAAUCCAAAGAGAGUAUCCUCGGCGGGGUGCUGAAAGUGCUGCUGCACAGCAUGGCCUGCAACCAGAGUGCCGUCUACCUGCAGCACUGCUUUGCCACCCAGAGAGCCCUGGUCUCCAAGUUCCCUGAGCUCCUAUUUGAGGAGGAGACGGAGCAGUGUGCGGACCUGUGCCUGCGGCUGCUCCGACACUGCAGCAGCAGCAUCGGCACCAUCCGCUCCCAUGCCAGCGCCUCCCUGUACCUGCUGAUGAGACAGAACUUCGAGAUCGGGAAUAACUUCGCCAGAGUUAAAAUGCAGGUAACAAUGUCACUGUCAUCCUUGGUGGGCACAUCUCAAAAUUUUAACGAGGAAUUCUUGAGGCGUUCUCUGAAGACGAUAUUGACGUACGCUGAGGAAGAUCUGGAACUGAGGGAAACGACAUUUCCUGAUCAGGUCCAAGAUCUGGUUUUCAAUCUCCAUAUGAUCCUUUCUGAUACUGUGAAGAUGAAGGAGCACCAGGAGGACCCUGAGAUGCUGAUUGAUCUAAUGUACAGAAUUGCUAAGGGUUACCAGACCUCUCCAGAUCUGCGAUUGACCUGGUUGCAGAACAUGGCCGGCAAACACUCGGAAAGGAGCAACCACGCCGAGGCCGCCCAGUGCCUGGUCCACUCCGCAGCGCUUGUGGCUGAGUACUUGAGCAUGCUGGAGGACCGGAAGUACCUGCCUGUGGGGUGCGUGACGUUCCAGAAUAUUUCAUCUAAUGUUCUAGAAGAAUCAGCGGUCUCAGACGACGUGGUAUCUCCAGAUGAAGAAGGCAUCUGCUCUGGAAAGUACUUCACGGAGUCGGGACUCGUGGGGUUACUGGAGCAAGCGGCUGCUUCCUUCUCCAUGGCUGGCAUGUACGAAGCAGUAAAUGAGGUUUACAAAGUCCUCAUUCCUAUUCAUGAAGCUAAUCGGGAUGCAAAGAAACUCUCCACAAUUCAUGGAAAACUUCAAGAAGCAUUCAGCAAAAUUGUCCAUCAGGAUGGCAAGAGGAUGUUUGGCACCUAUUUUCGUGUUGGUUUUUAUGGAACCAAGUUUGGGGAUUUGGAUGAACAAGAAUUUGUUUACAAGGAGCCUGCAAUAACCAAACUUGCAGAGAUAUCUCACAGACUGGAGGGAUUUUAUGGAGAAAGAUUUGGCGAGGAUGUGGUUGAAGUAAUCAAGGACUCGAAUCCCGUAGACAAAUGCAAGUUGGACCCUAACAAGGCAUAUAUUCAGAUUACCUACGUGGAGCCCUACUUUGACACAUACGAGAUGAAGGACAGAAUCACGUAUUUUGACAAAAACUAUAAUCUUCGACGCUUCAUGUACUGUACCCCCUUCACUUUAGACGGCCGUGCCCACGGGGAGCUUCAUGAACAAUUCAAAAGGAAGACCAUCCUGACCACUUCUCAUGCCUUUCCUUAUAUUAAAACAAGGGUCAAUGUCACUCAUAAAGAGGAGAUCAUCUUAACACCAAUUGAAGUUGCCAUUGAAGACAUGCAGAAAAAGACACAGGAGCUGGCGUUUGCGACACAUCAGGACCCAGCAGAUCCCAAAAUGCUUCAGAUGGUCCUCCAGGGAUCUGUAGGCACGACGGUUAACCAGGGGCCUUUGGAAGUUGCCCAGGUUUUCUUAUCUGAAAUACCUAGUGACCCAAAGCUCUUCAGACAUCAUAAUAAACUACGACUCUGCUUUAAGGAUUUUACUAAAAGGUGUGAAGAUGCCUUAAGAAAAAAUAAGAGCUUAAUUGGACCAGAUCAAAAGGAGUAUCAGAGAGAACUGGAGAGAAACUAUCAUCGCCUUAAAGAGGCCCUACAGCCCCUGAUAAACCGAAAGAUCCCUCAGUUAUACAAGGCAGUAUUGCCUGUUACCUGCCACAGAGAUUCCUUUAGCCGAAUGAGCCUUCGCAAAAUGGAUCUCUAAGAACGCAGUUGUUUUACUCAUUUGAAAAGAGCCAUGUAUUCAACCAUGAGUGUGAAGUUAAGAUCUGUUGAAAAACAAGAUGAUGGAAUUCUGGAAAUUAUGUUGAUUGACUUGUAGAAGGCGGCAGUGGCUAAAACAGUACCCAAUGUAGAUUGUUAAAAGUUUGAGAAUCAUGGCUGUGGUUUCUAAUUUUCUGGUAACAUACUGUUAUCUUUUUUUUUUAAAAAGACAUUUUAAGGAUUCAGAGGUACACUAUACAUUUACCAUUAUUUAUACCAUAGCUAAUGUUAAAAUUAUUUACAUUAAGUUUGUAUUUUUUAAUUUAUAUUAGCACUUACAGAUUGAUUUUGGACCCAUUUAAAUGUAGUAAUGCUUAUUUGAAAGGUACUAUUAAAAAUGUGAAUGUUUACACUAA
Messenger RNA from Otolemur garnettii (small-eared galago), 6473 nucleotides. It is a transcript of the gene DOCK7, whose product is annotated as dedicator of cytokinesis 7. The coding region runs from base 284 to 6058 and encodes 1924 amino acids. Gene Ontology annotation, molecular function: guanyl-nucleotide exchange factor activity. Lineage: Eukaryota; Metazoa; Chordata; Mammalia; Primates; Galagidae. The transcript has 45 exons. The record is from RefSeq and is a predicted model, not a curated record. Gene Ontology annotation, biological process: positive regulation of GTPase activity; small GTPase-mediated signal transduction; axonogenesis.